Molecule: messenger RNA, 2826 nt
Organism: Lepisosteus oculatus (spotted gar)
Lineage: Eukaryota; Metazoa; Chordata; Actinopteri; Semionotiformes; Lepisosteidae
Gene: adpgk
Product: ADP-dependent glucokinase
Biological process (GO): glucose metabolic process
Cellular component (GO): endoplasmic reticulum
Molecular function (GO): ADP-specific glucokinase activity
Source: RefSeq, a predicted model, not a curated record
GGUGCGCCGCGAAUCGGCGUAGCUUCCGCGAAAGGGACGCGGGUUUAAGUUACCGCACUAAGGGAUCCGGCCCCCUCGGUUUCAGACGUGGCGGCCGGUCUGAGAAACGUAGCUUCACAGUUCUGCCCGCUCGCAGACUUGCCCGGCCGCGGUUCCGAGUUCUGCAGAAUCCAUUACUGGACAGAUCCCGCCCUCUCCCGGCCCCGGCCCCGCAGGACACGAGGAUGUGGCGUAGGGCGAUGGUGGCAGCGGUGCUGGCGCUGAUUGUGGGCAUCUGGCACCGCUCCGAUCCCGAGCUCCCUGAGCGGGCCGUGCGGUACCUCUCCGCCUCCCUGCGCUCCCUGCAGGGCGGCGCCGGCACCGCGGCCGCCGAGCAGACCAUCGCCGCGGCCUGGGAGGCUCUCAUCACGUCCCCUGCCAAGCAGUGGAGCCGCGUGGCUGUGGGGGUCAAUGCCUGUGUAGAUGUGGUGGUCUCGGGAGUGGGGCUCCUCCAGGCUCUUGCUGUGGAUCCUGGAGCGGGGCAGGAUCACGACGUGCUGCGCUCCAAAGAGGACCUGAAGGAGACCUUCAUCCACUACAUGGAGCAGGGAGCGGCCGCAGAGAGAUUUUACAGCGACAAGGAGACCUUCCAGAGGAUAGCCCGGGCCGCGGUGGAGUACCCUGGGGCCCAGCUCUAUGUUGGUGGAAAUGCUGCUCUUAUUGGUCAAAAACUGGCAACACACCCCCACUUGACAGUGCUGCUGUGUGGCCCCAUGGGGCCAAAACUCCACGAGCUGCUGGACGAGCAGAUCGUGGUCCCACCAGAGUCCCUCCAGGAGACGGACGAGUUCCACCUCAUUCUGGAGUACAAGGCAGGAGAGCGGUGGGGUUCCAGCGUGGCCCCGCAGGCGAGCCGCUUCAUCUUCUCCCACGACCGGGCCAACGGGGAGAUGAGCGCCCUGGAGGUGUUUGUGGCCAGCCUGGAGGACUUCCAGCCCGACCUGGUGGUGCUGUCUGGCCUGCACAUGAUGGAGGGCCAGGGCCGGCAGCUGUGGGAGCAGCGUCUCCGCGAGGCUGUAGUGGCCAUGUCGGACAUCCCCAAUGAGGUGCCCAUUCACUUGGAGCUGGCCAGCAUGACGGACAAGGACUACAUGAACAGUAUAAUGCAGGAGCAGGUCCUCCCCAUCGUGAACUCCAUCGGCCUGAACGAGCAGGAGCUGCUGUUCCUGUCCCAGGCGGGCUCCGGCCCCCACUCGCAGCUGGCGGCGUGGGACGGCGUGCCGGACGUCGGCCGGGUCAGCGACAUCCUCCUGUGGGUCCUGACGCAGCGCGGCCGGGCGGACGCCGGCUCGGAGGCCGACCUGACCCGCGUCCACUUCCACACCCUCGCCUACCACAUCCUGGCCACCGUGGACGGCUUCUGGGCCAACCAGGUGGCGGCGGUGUCCGCGGGGGCCCGGGUAGCGGGGAGCCAGGCCUGUGGGACGCAGGCCAUCGAUGCCAGCAGGGUGGUCCUGAAGGCCCCUCUGGAGUUCUACACGUCCCACGCGGAGCCCAGGGAGAGAGUGACUCUCAGCCCCGCCGAGCCUGUGGCCGUGUGGCGCAGGGAGAACGUCUCUUUCCACCUGACCCCCGUGCUGGUCUGCAAGCAUCCGCUACGGACCGUGGGCCUCGGCGACGCGAUUUCCGCAGAGGGACUCCUGUACUCUGAAAUGAUCGAGCAGUAGGUGACAGCGGGGGGGCAAAGGCGUCUUGCUCUGUUCAGCAAUGUGCAGGCUUUGAGGCAAGAGUUUCUUUUUCAGUGGCGGCUGGGGUGAUGUACCAGAAGACGCUUUACCAUGAAACUGGUGUCAUUGACUGCACUCUUCUGUAUGACACAAAAACCUUAAUCACAGUGAGCAGAUUCUAAGCCAUUUUUUAUGCUUCUAGGGGUUCUACCAUUUACCUCAAUUUAUUUGUAUUACUACAAUAAUGUCGCGGAAUUCAUGGGUUAACAUUAUUUGCCUUAUGUGAACACAAAUUGACCAGUUUUGAAUCAGUAAUGUGGAAUAUCAUUGUCCCGGUUGCUGUAGAGUCAGGUCACUUCACCAUACUUGGGUUUCAGAUGUACUGGGGCGUGUUUGUGCCACUGUUUGUAGACAGUAUCGAAAAGAAAACAGGUUUAAAAAACAUCCAGUGUAUAUUGUUGCAUCAAAUGAUGCCCUUGAUCUUAAACUUUGUGCCACCUCUCUUUUUACAACCAGGUCAAGUACUUUACAAAAUGGUAGACUAACAAAAUAUUGUCAGGAAAAUUAGAGUAAAGCAGUUCACGUAUUUUACAGCUAUUUUGAACAAACCAAUGUGAACAGCAUUAAUCGAAGGGGUUUCCUGGUUCUGACACUGAAGAAGAUGUUUCACUCUAGUGUGCACAUUGAUGGAGGAGCAAGAAAAGCUUGCAUCUUCAAGGGAUGCAGUUUUAGUCUUAUGAAUUAAAUCCUGUUGGUUUAUCCAUUUUCUUCCAGUGAAAGAUUGAUCUUUUUAUGCAGUACCACGACAUGCGACAUUCACUUGAAAAUAUUCCUCUUCCUUCUGGUGGGAUCUUCGUCACCUUCCUCUGCCACGGACGACUCAGCCACAUGUUUAAUUAAUGGAGCGUGUCAUGUAAGGCAUUUUAGUCAAGCAAGCUAACCUCCAGAUCACAACAAAUACUGAAUAUGCCAUCCAGCUGAGUGGUGGAUUGAUUCCACGAGUUUUAAAGAUAAUUUUAAAUGCAUAAUUUUGCUGCCUUUACUCAAAACGUACAAUUUUUAAAUUUAGUUUAAGCUUUAGGCAUUUUUUGCACAUACUUUACUUUAAGUCUAUGUGUAA